Aplosporella prunicola CBS 121167 is the source of this 2622-nucleotide messenger RNA. RefSeq lists its product as uncharacterized. The record is from RefSeq and is a predicted model, not a curated record. Gene Ontology annotation, molecular function: RNA polymerase II cis-regulatory region sequence-specific DNA binding; DNA-binding transcription activator activity, RNA polymerase II-specific; zinc ion binding. The transcript is spliced from 3 exons. Bases 4 to 2154 code for a protein of 716 amino acids. Gene Ontology annotation, biological process: regulation of transcription by RNA polymerase II; DNA-templated transcription. Lineage: Eukaryota; Fungi; Ascomycota; Dothideomycetes; Botryosphaeriales; Aplosporellaceae. Gene Ontology annotation, cellular component: nucleus.
GCCAUGGAGACUUCGCGCAAACGUCCACGGCCAACGCUGUCCUGUCGUGAAUGUCGCGCGAAGAAACUAAAGUGCGACCGGAGCCACCCCUGCCAACAGUGCGUCCGCAGUCAGCGCGCCGACCGUUGCGUCUUCGAAACCACCAACCUCGACAGCACCACGCGCUCCGGAUCCGAAGGCCUCCACCACCCCUCCACUCGCACUAUUACAGCCACCGCCUCGGCCGCGCCGCUUGACGCCAAUGGCCCUACGAAACCAUCGGGCGUCAUCGAGGACUUGCAGGCGCGCGUCGCUGCCCUCGAGGGUGUCCUUUUCCCCAAGGAUGGCGCCCAACAAGGUCAACACCACCACCAGCACCGUCAGCAACCUAUCGGCACCCUGUCAGUCAAAGGCUCACGCUGCCGCUACUAUGGCCAGGACUACCGCUGCGCCAUCUUCAAUCAGGUGCGCGACAUGGCCGUGACGACGCUUCAACCGUCGGCCGACCCGGAGCUGUGGUCGCUGGCCCGCGAAGUCCAGGCCCUGGGCAAGAAGCCGUCAUCCAAGAUAGGCAGCGAGCACCCCUCGACGCCAUUUGAAGCAUCGCCUCUGGCUCAGUCGGACAUGCUCAAGAGGCUGCCUGCCAAGACGCUCUGCGACAAGCUGAUCGAGGCCUACUUUGCCGUCUGGGAGCAACACCUCGUCAUCCUGCACCGCCCGACCUUUUUGCCGCUGUACGAAGCCGCCAUGUCCAAGCCUGAUCAGCCGCCAAACGAGCACAUCAUGUCGCAAAUCUGCUUGGCCAUGGCCAUCGUGGCGCCCACGCUGCCCGCGUCCGACGACUUCCCCCAGCUGCCCGUGCACCAGUGGCUACAGACCAAUCCCAGCGAGACAAUCGAGGUAUGGCUGCAUGCCCUGCCGCGCAAGUCGCGCUCGGAUAUCUCGACCUUGCAGAUCCGGGCCUUGCUUGCGUUGGCUCAGCAGACGCGCGGCGCGCCCAUAGAAGAGCAGUGGACGUCGACGGGCGCGCUGGCGCGCUCCGCCAUGACGAUGGGCCUGCAUCGCGAUCCGGACUCCUUCUCGGGCAUCUCGCCUCCGCAAGCCGACCUUAGGAAACGGCUGUGGUCUAGCAUCGUAGAGAUGGACCUGCAGGUGUCACUUCUCUACGGCAUGCCGGCUGCAGUGCGUGCCGAAGACUUUGAUUGCAUUCUAGGCUCAGAUCGGGAUGCUCGACGCCAGAGCGCGCUUCUAGCGGGCCAUACUGAUGCUGUGAGAAUUGUGCUUCAAGACACGCUUGGACGGUCACUGCGCUCGCGCCUCUCCAUCGCCAACCUCAUCUGCCAACCGCUGACUCCUUCAUCCGCAGCGACCGUCCAUCAGCUCUGGAGAGAAGUGAGCGCCUCAGCGCGCAACUGGCCGAGACCGGAACCUCCUGACCCGGGCCAGUCGGAAUGGGACAUGGGUCGUUUGUUCAGUGUCGUUACUUUGACCAUCACGUACAACCGGCUGAAGAUCAGCGUCAACCGCGCGCUCUAUUCCGGCAAAGCAAACGCUGAAUGCGUCCAUGCCGCCGUAACUAUCCUAUCAUCGUUACAGUACUACGCCUCAAAAAGAGGGUUGGACAAUUCGGCUCUGGAGCACUUUCAAGAUUCCUGGCACAUCAUCUUCAUGGACGACAUUUUGCGCUCCGUCGCCGUCAUCAGCACCUUUCUGCGCUCGAACAAUGCGGACACAGCGGAGAGCGAACCGCACGCUACAUCUCCACCGACAGAAAAAGACGCCCUCUUUGCGCUCCUCGAUAACGUGCUCCAAACUCUGACGGAAAAGAUAUCGCAACAAGGCGGUAGCCUGAAAAACCUCGUCGCCAUCAGCAUCGCGAUCCACCGCGCAAAGACAAAGUGCGACGGGGCGAACGAGCGGGACACGGUGCGCCGCGGCCUGAUGAAGACGUUUGCGGAGCUGCGAGGAUUAUUGCUGGAUGCGCAGAGCCGAAGGGUAGCGGACAAGCACGAUGGGCCGUAUACGCUCGAUGUGGCGGAGACACAACCGCAGCAAGACGUACUGCUUGACGACCCGGCGACCUUGGAAUCGAUGUUUGAUUUUGGCGAUGACGUGCUGCAGUAUGUCGGGCAGUGGCCGGAUACGGCGUGGUUGCUGAACGAGCCGUGGGCGUAGGCAGUGUGUCUGUCUGGCUGGCUGGUUGGCUGACGAAAGGGGAAGGUUUUGUAUGUUUCCAGUGUCGUCUUGUCGCAUCGCAUCUCUCUUGCAUUUGUGUUUUGUACGGCUGACUUUCUAGAUGGGACGAGAUGGUGUUUGCUUUGGUAAUAUGACUGCUACUGUUGCUAAUGCUUCUGAUGGAAGAUAAAGGAGGCCCAUUCGCCUUGUUGUAUCACUACCUACCUACUCCGCAGUGCUGCAUUGCCCGUCCGUCUAUCUGUGCCCCGCAGCACUAUCGCUAUGCACAAACAACCUCAAACAAACAGCCUCAAACAAAAAAACCAGCCAAAAGAAACCGAAAACACACCAAACCAAACACCACCACACCCCCCUACAAUACCCUAGUUGGUAAUAACAGGCGUCCGCCCCACCCACUCCCCGGUCUCACUCUCAGCCACCUCAACCAGAAACCUCGCCACGCUCGCC